UGGCCAAUAAAAUAUACGCAGCGUCGACAGAUUUCAUGUAUCAUUGAAGAUGAUCCGGUCUAAUCGUCUUAAUUAAUUAUACAAUUCAGUUUUUGUGUAACCUUGCCUACGCAAGAUACGAUGGCUGUAGUUAAAACCCCAGUUCUAAAAGUAAUAUUAUGUGGCGAAUACGGUGUUGGUAAAAGUUCUAUAUUCCGUAGAUUUAUCAAUGACACCUUUGUUCCCAAUGCAGACAGGAGAGCUACUUUGGGACUCGAUCAUUUUGAAAAAAUAUAUCAGGUUGGAGACAAAGAAAUCAAGUUACAGUUAUGGGAUACUGGAGGCAUGGAGAGAAUUGCAUCUGUUACCUCCAGCUACUAUAAAUUUGCGGAAGCAGCUAUCUUAGUGUUUUCCUUGGACAAUUCUUCAUCAUUCCAUGUACUGAGCCAGCACUUGCUGGAUAUUGUGACAUAUGCUGAAAAUGCCAAAAUAUUUUUGUGUGGAAACAAGUCAGAUCUUGAAGGAACAUCUCCACAGGUUACUGAUGCUGACAUAGAAACAUUCUGUGAACAAUGUCACAAUCUCAUAAACACCACAUACAAAACAUCAUGUAAGAAUGGAAAAGGCAUUGAAGAAAUGUUUUCUGACAUCGCUUUACAACUGGUGGAAUCGAACAGAUCGAGGAUUGAGUUGCAGACCUUAGAUCAUGAUAGCUUUAAGAUAUCAAACCCCGAGCCGCCUGAAGAUCCCGGCUGCAGUUGCUGAACACACUUUUAAGCUUAAGCAUUUACUUAGCCCUUAAUGCCAUA
Cydia amplana is the source of this 788-nucleotide messenger RNA. RefSeq names its product ras-related protein Rab-30 (gene RabX6). Gene Ontology annotation, cellular component: endosome. Gene Ontology annotation, molecular function: GTPase activity; GTP binding. The record is from RefSeq and is a predicted model, not a curated record. The coding region runs from base 121 to 744 and encodes 207 amino acids. The transcript is spliced from 3 exons. NCBI's taxonomy places the organism in Eukaryota, Metazoa, Arthropoda, Insecta, Lepidoptera, Tortricidae. Gene Ontology annotation, biological process: vesicle-mediated transport.